This is a messenger RNA of Clonostachys byssicola, 2910 nucleotides long. NCBI's taxonomy places the organism in Eukaryota, Fungi, Ascomycota, Sordariomycetes, Hypocreales, Bionectriaceae. The record is from the annotation of a GenBank genome assembly.
AUGUUCGAGUCUCCAUUUGUGGUCACGCAUCCUGUAACAGGGGGUCUGGAUCUUGUUAACUGCCCUAUUGUUGUUGACCAGAAUGACUUCGAAGGUGUCAAAAUUGCCGUACGGACAUUGUCCGAAGACUUUAGCAAAGUCACCAGAGGCAAGCCGAAUCCUGUAGUCCAGCCAGGCUCCUUCACAGGAAGCACCGCGAUCAUCAUAGGCAGCAUAGCCAAUUCAUCCAUAAUCAAAACGCUGAUUGAAGAGAAAAAGCUGGAUGUCUCUGCUAUCAAGGACCAAUGGGAAUGUUACGCGACCCAGCUAGUCAGCAAUCCUUUGGAGGGUUGCAAGCAAGCCUUGGUCAUUGUCGGAAGCGACAAGAGAGGCACCAUAUUCGGCACUUACACCCUUUCACAGCAGAUCGGAGUCUCUCCAUUCUAUUUUUGGUCGGACGUGCCCGUUAAAAAAGCUGGCGAUCUCUACGCACUGGACACAACAACACGCGAUGGCCCUCCUACAGUCAAGUAUAGAGGACUUUUCAUUAAUGACGAGUCACCAUGUCUGACCGAAUGGGUCAAAGAAAAGAUUGGCCCCAAGUAUAACGUAGAGUUUUACAAAAAGGUCUUCGAGCUUCUAUUGAGACUGAAGGCCAACUUUCUGUGGCCCGCCAUGUGGAAUCAUCCAGGCCAGAGCUUCUUUGUUGAUGACGCUUUAAAUCAAAAGACUGCAGACGAAUAUGGAAUUGUCAUGUCGACUUCUCACCACGAGCCCAUGCAGCGCGCCAUGAAUGAAUGGUUUCGAGAGCCUUACAAUGAGCCCGAAGGUAGCUGGUCUUGGCUUACAAACAAACACAAGAUAACGAAGUACUUCCAGGAGGGUGCGGAGCGGGCCAAACCGUUUGAAAGUGUGUUGACCCUUGGAAUGAGAGGUAAAGGCGACCAUGUUAUUGAUGCCAAGGAUGUCACUUCAACUCUUCAUGACAUUCUCCAUACUCAGAGGUCGAUCAUUAAAGAUGUGUAUGGGAGCGAGACGGGCGAGAACCAGGUUCUCGCCUUAUACAAAGAAGUGCUCACACAGUAUGAUCAGGGCCUCGAAAUUCCGGACGAUGUCACUCUACUCUUUGCAGAUGACAACCAAGGAAGUAUUCGUCGGGUGCUCGUUGGAGAUGAGAAACGUCGAUCGGGAGGAGCUGGGAUAUAUUAUCACUUCGAGUUUGUCGGCCACCCACGCAGUUACAAGUGGCUUAACAGCAAUCACUUGCCCAAAGCGUGGCAACAGCUUGAUGAAGCAUACAACAAUGGCGUCGACCGUAUUUGGAUAUUCAACGUUGGCGAUAUUAAGCCAAUGGAGGUUCCUUUGAGCUUUGCCAUGAUGAAAGCUUGGAACACCCAUGCCUUGACGCCUUCUCAGCUCCCAGUCUUUUUUGACGCAUUCAUCGACAACACUUUCUCUCUCAGCGCUGCGGAUGCCAAAGAAUGCUCGCAACUCUUGUUCGAAUAUGAUCAACUGAUGGGUCUCGGAAAACACGAGUGUAUUGAGGAUGACACAUUCUCUGUCAUCUAUUACGACGAGGCGGACACUGUCCUACGACGAUGGUCUGAUUUACUGGGUAGAUCAACUCUCAUCUAUGAGAAGGCACCGCCUGAUGUGAAGCCUGCUAUCUACCAACUAAUUCACCACCCAAUCAAAGCAACACAGAUCUACAUCGCCCUGAGGGUGGCACUAGGGAAGAACAAACGUUUCGCAGAACAGCGUCGAACAAUUGCCAACAAAUAUGCCCAGGAAGUUCUUCGCCUCUUCCAAGCAGACUUUGACUUGUCCAACGAAUACCACGAAAUGCUUGAUGGGAAGUGGAAUCACAUCAUGGAUCAACCUCAUUACGGCUGUCGAUGGGACGAAGACAUCGCUCCAUUCCGUGAUAUGAUUCCGGGAUUAUGCUACGUUCAAAGCCGUCAAAAAGCAAGUCCCAUUAUGGGCAGCUUUGGUAUUGCUGUCGACGGGCAUGCUGGCUACCGGACCGGUCUUUGCUGUGAGGAACACGAUCUCCUCCAGCCAUCCCGAGGCAACAGGGUACCAUCAGUGACGACAGCGCCGUUGGAACCUCUAGGAGCACGAUCAAGAUGGUUUGAGAUUUACUCUCAUAGUUCGGAGUCGUUCCAUUGGUCAGUCAAGUCGGACACAGAAUGGUUAAGCAUGUCGGUAUCAUCAGGCUACCUGACACCCGAAGAUUCCGCUACCCGUAUCCACGUUUUCGUGGACUGGGCAUCAGUUCCUGAGUCUUUUGAUGGCGAGGCUCUCCUCGAAGUUCGAUCUGACACGGGAUCGAUUGAAGUUGUCCAUGUGCCGAUCAAGAAGCGCGACACUCCUGUAGGCUUCACGGGCUUUGUCGAGAGCGAUCACCUCGUCUCUAUGAACGCGACAAAUUUCGAUACCUCAAGCAUCGCCCAAAGCUCUUACAAGAUCAACCCGUUGAUAGGUCGCACAGGGGCCGGUGGAGUCUUGCUGGCAGCCCGUGCUGAUGAUGUCGACACCCUCGAUUUUCUUCUUUAUCCAUUUUUCAACUACACGCCGGUGACGGAAGCGACAGUAACUCUUUACUUUACGAUGACAUUCAAUACCGAGCCAACAAAUCCUAUCAAGUAUGACAUCUGCAUGGAUGAUCUCCCUCACUCAACUUUUCGCCUGGUUCCGGAUGCGCCAAACCCAGGUACAAUGCCUCCUGGUGACUUGCCGGUAGGUUGGAUGGAGAAAUGCCCCAGACUAGUGUGGACGAGGAAGCAUACCAUUGAUCUCACGAAGACCGGUGCCCAUGUUCUGAAGAUACGCCUUAGACAUACAAACUGUGUCCUAGAAAAAGUUGUUGUAGAUUUAGGCGGCGUUCGACCAAGUUACCUAGGUCCACCCGAGAGUAAGAGGUUGCAGUAG